This is a messenger RNA of Jatropha curcas, 1332 nucleotides long. RefSeq names its product acetylajmalan esterase 2. NCBI's taxonomy places the organism in Eukaryota, Viridiplantae, Streptophyta, Magnoliopsida, Malpighiales, Euphorbiaceae. Gene Ontology annotation, molecular function: hydrolase activity, acting on ester bonds. The record is from RefSeq and is a predicted model, not a curated record.
GAAGCAAAACAUUAUUUGUGCAGCUAUGGGUUCCUUCAAAAUAGAUUUUCCUUAUGUUAUCUCUGUUUUCAUUUUUAUUAAUUUAUAUUCAUGUUAUGCACAAGAUCUGAAGGCUUGUAAAUUUGAUCAAAUUUAUCAAUUUGGAGAUUCACAAUCAGAUCCUGGUAAUUCUAUUAUAGAGAUUCCUCAAGCAUAUCAUGCUAGGCCUCCCUAUGGCAUAACCAUUAACAAAGCGACUGGCAGAUCAAAUGAUGGGAAGUUAAUGAUCGAUUAUAUCGCUGAAUCAGCUGGUCUUCCCUGGAUUGAACCAUAUGAAAACCCUAAUUCAACAUUGGUCCAUGGAGCAAAUUUUGCUGUGGCUGGCGUGACUGCUUUAAGAGUUGAAGACCUAAUAAAAUGGAAAAUUCCACUUCCUUACACUAACAGUUCUCUUCUUGUCCAACUUGAGUGGUUCGACAAACUUAUGGCAAAAACUUGCCAAACGAAUUGCAAAGAUAAGCUUAAAUCAGCACUUUUCGUGGUUGGAACAAUUGGAGCCAAUGAUUAUGAUUUUGCAGCUUAUGAAGGAAGAGGUGUAGGGGAGAUAAAGGACGUCAUGGUACCUGGCGUUAUGAAAAAUAUUAAGCAAGUCAUCGAGGAAAUUAUCCGGUACGGUGCUGUUCGAAUAGUUGCACCAGGAGUUUUUCAACUGGGUUGUACCCCAAGCUUGCUGACAUUAUUUGAAACAAAUAAAACUGCUCUUUAUGAUUCACUUGGAUGUUUAAAAGAUUAUAAUGAUCUAUUUAUCUAUCAUAAUACUCUUCUCCAAGAAAUGCUUAAGGAAUUGCAACAGAAGUACCCUGAUGUAACAAUUCUGUACGGUGAUAUUUACAGUGCCCUACAAUGGAUUUUGGAAGACCUUACAAAACUUGGAUUUAAAUCAUUUAAACAAGGUUGUUGUGGGACUGGGGGUAAAUAUAAUUUUACUCCUGGGCUUAAGCACAUGUGUGGAGCUCCAGGUGUACCUGUUUGUCCAAAUCCUAGAGAGUAUGUGUUUUGGGAUGGUGGACAUUUUUCAGACCAAGCAAAUAAAUAUUUGGCAGAAUGGCUCCUUAAAGACUUGGUACCUAAACUUAAAUGUAGUCCUUGAUGAUAAGAUAUCAAAUUGAUCCAAAUCAAGAGGUAAAAUAAAUUAGUUUAAACUUCUAAGAUCUAAUUGAAUCAGUGGAUUCAUUUCUGUAUCUGAUUUUUCUAGUUGGGUUGCUUCUCCAUUCUUUAUUGUUCUACAUUUGAUAUGCUUUGUGAAUAAAAUUUUACAUUUUUAAUCUAGAAAAAAAAAAAGAUUAUUUUCCA